Messenger RNA from Clarias gariepinus (North African catfish), 512 nucleotides. Its product is annotated as glutamic acid-rich protein. The transcript is spliced from 4 exons. Bases 81 to 380 code for a protein of 99 amino acids. Lineage: Eukaryota; Metazoa; Chordata; Actinopteri; Siluriformes; Clariidae. The record is from RefSeq and is a predicted model, not a curated record.
CCGCGAGUCCGCGUUUAUCUUCACUUCACUUCACUUCACCUCUGCACUGAAGAAGCGACUCUGGACUCAGCAGGAAACUAAUGAUGGACUUCGACUUGGGUGCAGCUGUGGAAACGGACCAGGCAAAGAAGAGCGACGCAAAAGAGGUCGAGGGAAUCUUCGGAUCUGGAAAGAAGUCUGAAGACAAGGAUAAGGAGAAGUGUAAAGACAAGGUAAAAUGCAAAGAUGACAAGAAGCAUAAAGAGGACAAGAAGCAUAAAGAGGACAAGAAGCAUAAGGAGGACAAGAAGCAUAAAGAACACAAAAAGCCUAAAGAGCACAAGAAUAAAGAGCACAAGAAGCAUGGGGGACACAGCUCCUCCUCCAGUGACGAGGAUUAGGAAAUCAACCAGAGUGAAGACAGAUUUUUUUUCUUUCCCCCUCUUAUUUUUCAAAAUAAAAUCAUUGCUGUUAAAAUCUGCUUCUAAUUAUGGUGUAGUAAAAUUUUAAAACAAUAAAUUUGUCCAAAAUAA